UGGGGUGUUAAUAUUUCAGAGUAAAGUUAUUUUAACCCAGAUAGAGUAUUUUCAACAUUUUUGAGAGUAAAGUUGCUCUAUCAGUGGAGUUAAAAGUGAGUGUAAAAAUCUGCAGAUACGCAGUGACAAUUUCAACUCUACAGCAGUGAUGAAUACCCGCCACUCUGCUUUGCUGAAGUUUGGCACGUACGUUGGUGGAGGAAGAUUGCGAAGGAGUAGCUAGGCCACAGAUAUUGCUAGAGGCAAAAUGCUGUUGCGUGUUCAGCUCGGGGAAGAGCAGAAAUACGUCAAGCUGUCUGAGCUGACAUUCAAUGCUUUCUUGAAAGAAGUGUGUCUAAAAUUCAACAUACCAGAAAGCAGAAAGCCAGACAUUAAGGUGUAUGACCAGUCUGACACAGAAGUUGACUCAGAUGUUUUUGAAGAAUUAGUAAAGGAGUCACCUGGAACUUUCAGAAUCAUGCUGGGCAAUGGACUUGAUACCUCUCAUUCAUCAUCAUGCUCGGGUACAUCUGAUGACACCAUCAUUCUGAAUUUCACUGUGUGUGACGAUGUUGAAGAAGUAGCGGCUGGCGAAGGAAGCCAGCCUAAAAGGCCAUGCCACAUAAACUAUGAGGCAAAAGCACUGAUUGAAAAAAUCCUAACAUCAAAGCCUGGUGGUGAACGCAUUAUGCAAGAGUACGGAAAAACCAAAUCUCUGACAGAUGCCACCAGAAGACAGAUGAUCAACAUACUUGCUGCUGAGAUGACAGAAACACAUGGGACAUCCCCCCCCAAAAGUGUCAGAGCACAGGGGAUAGUAGCUUUGUUUCCCUAUCUAGAAGACCCAUACUCACAACAUGGAUAUGAUCAUUACUACGAUCCGGAGAGUGGUUCCGGAUACCUUGCAUGGCGAUUGAAGACCAUACAAAGAAAAACAGCAGAGGAAAGAGGUGCCUCAGUCAGCAAAUCUCCUAAAGUUGGUGGGCCAGGCCGUGAUCGUCAGCCCUUCACCUAUGACAGAGAGCCAUCUGAUGAGGAUGUGGAAGCAGCUAUUGCUGUUUUGAGACACUCUGCUGAUGAAAACACUGUCCGUGAGAAGAUGAAAAUGACCUUCAUAUAUCGGCAAGCAAUGGUCAACGAUGAAGCCAAAUCAUCAGAUGUCUUCUCGGUCUUCCCAAGAUUUCUGGACACACCAGGACUGAUAGAACAAGAUUUCAGACUUCUGUUUGGUGAGGCCACAGCCAACAAAUUCUUGGGGAAGUGGCCAACCACUUUCAAAGCAAAAGUAAUAAAGGAAAGCCAUGGACUUGUAUCCACCACAGAACUCUUGGAUUUGAUGCGCAAUGCUGAGUCAGCUGCUGAAGUUGAGAAUGGCUGGGACAGUGACAUGUCUGCCAUCUUGCUGCUGCUACAUUUGCUACCACCAUCUGCACAAGGUAGAAAGAGGCCGGGAAAGAUGUCUGCAUAUCAAGCUGUAGAUCAGCUCAUCAGAUUUCAAAGGUAUGCUUAA
Molecule: messenger RNA, 1489 nt
Organism: Coregonus clupeaformis (lake whitefish)
Lineage: Eukaryota; Metazoa; Chordata; Actinopteri; Salmoniformes; Salmonidae
Exons: 10
Coding region: 248-1489 (413 amino acids)
Source: RefSeq, a predicted model, not a curated record